Varanus komodoensis (Komodo dragon) is the source of this 3894-nucleotide messenger RNA. RefSeq names its product tripartite motif containing 36 (gene TRIM36). The record is from RefSeq and is a predicted model, not a curated record. Gene Ontology annotation, molecular function: zinc ion binding; protein binding. Lineage: Eukaryota; Metazoa; Chordata; Lepidosauria; Squamata; Varanidae. Bases 29 to 2200 code for a protein of 723 amino acids. The transcript has 10 exons.
CAGCAGUAGCAGCAGCAGUAGCAGCAGGAUGGAAGGGGACCGGCUGGAACCCGCCGUUACCAUUAAGAACAUUGAACGAGAGCUCAUCUGCCCAGCAUGCAAGGAGUUAUUUACCCAUCCACUUAUUCUUCCUUGCCAGCACAGUAUCUGCCACAAAUGUGUAAAAGAAAUUAUGUACUUCACGCUUGAAGAUUCAUUCAAUGAUGCUGCCUCAGAGACUUCCAGUCAAAGUAGCCCUCGUAACCGAAUGCAUUCCCCUAGCUUGGAUAGACUUGACAGGGUUAAUAGAUCAGGUUGGAAACGCAAUUCUUUGACUCCUAGACCAACUGUCUUCCCUUGUCCUGGAUGCCGGCAUGACAUAGACCUGGGAGAGCGUGGCAUCAAUGGCCUAUUUCGCAACUUCACCUUGGAAACUAUUGUAGAGCGAUACAGGCAGGCAGCAAGGGCAGCAACAGCCAUUAUGUGUGAUCUCUGUAAACCACCAGCACAGGAAUCCACAAAGAGCUGCAUGGAUUGCAGUGCCAGUUAUUGCAAUGAAUGCUUCAAAAUACAUCAUCCCUGGGGAACUGUAAAAGCCCAGCAUGAAUAUGUGGGGCCAACUACCAACUUCAGGCCUAAAAUUCUGAUGUGUCCGGAACAUGAAAUGGAGAAAGUAAACAUGUAUUGUGAAAUAUGCAGAAGACCUGUUUGUCAUCUUUGCAAAUUAGGUGGCACACAUGCAAACCACAGGGUGACUACCAUGAGCAGUGCCUAUAAGACACUCAAGGAUAAGCUUUCAGAGGACAUAGACUACCUCAUUAGUAAGGAGGCCCAGGUGAAAAGUCAGAUUACAGAACUUGGUCUUUUAAUGAAAGAAACAGAGUGCAAUAGUGAAAGAGCCAAGGAAGAAGCAUCUAACAAAUUUGACAAAUUGUUUGAUGUUUUGGAAGAGAGAAGAACAAGUGCACUCAGGGCUAUUGAAGCUUCUAAAAACCUAAGACUAGAGAAAUUGCUUUCUCAAAAAGAAGAAUAUCAGGGACUUCUAGAAAAUAAUGGGCUGGUGGGCUAUGCCCAAGAAGUUCUGAAAGAAACAGAUCAAUCUUGUUUUGUUCAAACAGCAAAACAGCUUCAUGACAGAAUCCAGAAAGCUACUGAAUCUUUGAAGAGCUUCAGACCUGCAGCCCAAACUUCUUUUGAGGACUAUGUUAUUGAUAUAGCAAAACAACAGGAGAUUAUUGGAGAUUUAUGUUUCCAUUCAAAUGGUGCCGAUAUACCAGAAAUCAAUGAGGAUCAGAGUAAAAUAUAUAACAAAGCUUUGAUCUGUUGGGAUCAUCCACAGAAAGCAGGUUCAGCUGAUACUUACAUUCUUGGCUAUCGUAAACUUAGUAGAGAAGAAUCUAACCCAGCAUGGCAAGAGACUGAAGUCUUCAGCAAAAGUGAAGUCAUCUCUGACCUUGACACAAAUAGCAGCUAUGCCUUCAGAGUGAGAGGAUAUAAAGGAUCUAUCUCUAGCCCUUGGAGCAAAGAAGUUACCUUGCACACACCACCAGCUCCAGUUUUUAGUUUUCUUUUUGAUGACAAAUGUGGCUACAACAGUGAACGUCUCGUGCUGAAUACAAGGAGAAAUGUUGUGGAAAGCAGGGCUGGAUUUGCUCUACUUUUGGGAGCUGAACGUAUCCAAACAGGCUGCUAUACUAGCUUAGACUACAUUGUUGGAGACACUGGUAUCAUGAAAGGGAAGCAUUUUUGGGCAUUCCGUGUGGAGCCCUAUUCAUACUUUGUAAAAGCAGGAGUUGCAUCCCAUGCUAAGAUCCAAGAAUGGUUCCAUAAUUCUCGUGAUCUGACCAGCCCAAGAUAUGAGCAAGACAGUGGUCAUGACAGUGGGAGUGAAGAUACCUUUGUUGAGUCCUUGCAGCCUUUUACACUGGUAACUUUAGGAAUGAAAAAGUUUUUUAUUCCUAAAGCAUCCCCUGCUUCAGCUGCUCCUAAAGAUUCUGGAAAUAGAAUUCUUCCCAUGCCAUCAUGCAUUGGAAUCUGCCUUGACUAUGACAAAGGCAAAGUUGGAUUCUAUGAUGCAGACCGGAUGAAGUGUCUUUAUGAGCGUCAGGUGGACUGUUCUGGUAAAAUGUAUCCAGCCUUUGCAUUGAUGGGGAGCUCAGGGAUUCACCUGGAAGAAACAAUUACAGCAAAAUACUUACAUUACCAAGAUGAAGACAUGUAAUGCCCGAAGUUCCAUCUUUAGCGUUGUGUCUUAAUUACAUCAUAUUUCAUAAGUGCUUCUGCUGCACCUCUGCCUCUGAGCCUGGUUAUUUUUUGGUUUUAGAAUUGCAGAGAAAGAUGUCCAAUACUACCAGCUGUCGAGUGCCUGGAAGAUCUUCAUGAAGUCACCCCUUGGACUGUCUUUUGUCAUGCAGUGACCAUGGAUACUCAGAUUAGUUCCAUUUUACUUAACACUUCUAGCAUUCACAUUCCAUUUUUAAGAAUACAAAUAGGCCCUGCACAAUUGUGAAUUUCAUGUCACUUAUAUAUUAUGUAUGCUCACUCCAGUAUUUUGACUUCAUUGACUGGUGAGGUGUCUUAGCAACUCUCUUUCCAUGUGAGCAAUGUUUCACAUUACCAUAGAACACUGGCAGUGUUUGGGAGAUGCAUAAUGGGUCACAGUAAGACAGUUUUAUUGUGACUUGUAUACAUUUUAAAAUGCUGUAGCAGUAUUGGUAAUUAACAGCCAGGUUCUUAUGCGUUUUUCAGUAUUUUAGGUUAUCUCCUAUAUACUGUAUUUAAUAUAUUUAAAUAAGUGCAAUUUCUCUUGAAACAUCAGAACUUGGUUUUGAAAACUCUCUCCUUAUAUAAUGGUUUUCUGGGCAGACAUGCAGCACAAAUUACUGUAUGUACAGGGUCUUUUUUUAAUUAAAGAAAAAUGUUUGUUGGUACAUUUUUUAAACUUCAUAAAGGUUUUUAGUGCACUUAGAAUAACUGCACUGAUAAUUACAUUUGAGACACUUUUGCCUUAAGGUGUCAAAAUCUGUUAUCUAAAGAGCAAUCCAUAUAAAAAUUCUGUAAAGCUCCAUGUAGUCAAUUUAGUAUGUGAGCCAUAUUGCUCUGAGAGAGGAGUUUGUGAAACAUUGUACAUCUGAGUACUUUUUUUUUUUUUGGUGGAAAUAAAUGUGUAGUAUGUUUUAGUGAAUACUGUUUCAAAACUAUUGAACAUGCAGUAGGUUUUUCAAGAUUCAACAACUAGUUAUUCUUGAUCACAAAGUAUAUCCCAAAGCAUUAAUUUUAGCUUGUGUUUAUUUAUGAGAUACUAAGCCAUAACUUAUUUAUUGUACAUUGAAUUGAUAAUUCUGCUUUUUAAAAUCCUAAAGCAUAAUUUAAUCAACAAGUGAAUUUGGAAUUUUAGGCUGUCUUCAUACACUCUUGCUAUUUAAAUUAAAAAUGUGGUUAAUGCUGGGAGUUAGUAGGAUGCUUAGGAGAUAGUAAGUAAAAAAAGGGUGCUUGCUCUUCAGUUUAAGGGACCAUGGAAAAGUCUGUCCAUCUGACAAUACAGAGGUUCUAGCUUUUUACCAAAAUGGAAAUAUCUCUACUAUCUAGAAGAGGUUUUUGUUUGUUAUUCGUCCCUCCCUCCCUCCCUCCUUCCCUCCCUCCUUCCAGAAAGAGCCCAUUUCUACCUAAAAGAGCACUUUAUGUACAGACUAAGCUAAAACUUGUGUGGAUCAUUCACAAUAUAGCUGCUAUAACUAACAAACCUGUUAGUGACUGCCAUGUGAUCUGCAAUGCUCUAUACAGGUGUGUAUCAUGUAGACAAUUUUCAGAAAGGAAUAUUGAAGCUUUAAUGCAAACCAUAAGGCCUUGUUUAAAAUAUUGUGAGGUGGAAAUAUAACUUUCAAGUUUUUUUCUAAUAAAAUUUGACAAAUAAAA